GAACGCCGGAGACUGCUCUCUGGAUGUGACGUCAUUGUUGUGCGCCCAGGCCUAUCUUGCUGUUGGAGGACUGUGAGAUCAGUCGGUUGCACCGGAGAAGCUUCCAACAUGUCUAUCGAAAUCGAGUCGUCCGAUGUCAUCCGUCUCAUCAUGCAGUACCUGAAAGAGAACAGUUUGCACCGCGCAUUGGCAACGUUACAGGAGGAGACGACCGUGUCUCUAAAUACAGUGGACAGUAUAGAGAGCUUUGUGGCAGACAUUAACAGCGGCCAUUGGGAUACAGUGCUGCAGGCUAUCCAGUCGCUGAAACUGCCAGACAAGACCCUCAUUGAUCUGUAUGAACAGGUUGUUCUGGAAUUGAUUGAGCUCCGAGAGCUGGGAGCUGCCAGAUCUCUUCUGAGACAGACUGACCCCAUGAUCAUGUUAAAGCAGACACAGCCCGAAAGAUAUAUACAUCUUGAAAACCUAUUGGCUAGAUCUUAUUUUGACCCCCGUGAGGCGUAUCCAGAUGGCAGCAGCAAAGAGAAAAGGAGAGCUGCCAUAGCCCAAGCUCUUGCUGGUGAAGUGAGUGUGGUACCCCCAUCUCGUCUCAUGGCUUUGUUGGGCCAGGCUUUGAAAUGGCAGCAGCAUCAGGGGCUUUUACCUCCAGGAAUGACCAUUGAUUUGUUCCGUGGUAAAGCAGCUGUGAAAGAUGUGGAAGAAGAAAAGUUCCCUACACAACUGAGCAGACACAUAAAGUUUGGUCAAAAAUCACAUGUAGAAUGUGCCCGAUUUUCGCCUGAUGGCCAGUAUUUGGUGACUGGGUCAGUGGAUGGAUUUAUUGAGGUGUGGAACUUCACAACAGGAAAAAUAAGAAAGGACUUGAAGUACCAAGCACAAGAUAACUUUAUGAUGAUGGAUGAUGCUGUGUUGUGCAUGUGCUUUAGUAGGGAUACAGAAAUGCUAGCAACAGGAGCACAAGAUGGGAAAAUUAAGGUAUGGAAAAUUCAGAGUGGACAAUGUUUGAGGAGGUUUGAACGUGCUCACAGUAAAGGUGUCACAUGCCUCAGUUUUUCAAAAGACAGCAGUCAAAUCCUCAGUGCUUCAUUUGACCAGACUAUCAGAAUCCAUGGAUUGAAGUCUGGUAAAACCCUGAAGGAAUUCAGAGGGCAUUCCUCAUUCGUGAAUGAGGCCACUUUCACACAAGAUGGUCACUACAUUAUUAGUGCAUCUUCUGAUGGCACUGUGAAGGUUUGGAAUGUAAAGACCACUGAAUGUGCCAACACAUUCAAGUCCCUCGGCAGCACUGCUGGAACGGACAUCACAGUAAACAGUGUUAUCCUGCUGCCAAAGAAUCCAGAGCACUUUGUUGUGUGUAACAGAUCGAACACAGUGGUCAUUAUGAACAUGCAAGGACAGAUUGUAAGAAGCUUCAGCUCUGGUAAGAGAGAAGGUGGUGACUUUGUGUGCUGCACGUUAUCGCCCAGAGGAGAGUGGAUCUACUGUGUUGGAGAGGAUUUUGUGCUCUACUGUUUCAGCACUGUCACUGGCAAACUGGAGAGAACUCUAACUGUGCACGAGAAAGAUGUCAUUGGAAUUGCCCAUCAUCCUCACCAGAAUUUGAUUGGUACCUACAGUGAAGAUGGCCUUCUUAAACUCUGGAAACCAUAAUAGUUAAAACCGUUGAAAGAGACUGAUUAGAUGACAGUAGUUUGUACUUUUUGUUUUUGUGACAGUUUUUUUCCUAUGGCAAUAUACAGUGAAUAUUCCAGGCAUAUUUUAUGUCCUUGUAUACAUGAUGCCAUGUUGGAAAUACUCUGUAAUACAAGUGAUCAAUUUGCUAUAAUCCUCAUGCCAUAUUUUAAAAUGGAAAAAUAUCAUUCAAAUAUAUUACCAAUUUCAAG
This is a messenger RNA of Bufo bufo (common toad), 1883 nucleotides long. RefSeq names its product SMU1 DNA replication regulator and spliceosomal factor (gene SMU1). Gene Ontology annotation, molecular function: protein binding. Lineage: Eukaryota; Metazoa; Chordata; Amphibia; Anura; Bufonidae. The record is from RefSeq and is a predicted model, not a curated record. Gene Ontology annotation, biological process: mRNA splicing, via spliceosome. Bases 109 to 1650 code for a protein of 513 amino acids. The transcript is spliced from 12 exons. Gene Ontology annotation, cellular component: precatalytic spliceosome.